AACUACGUUUGCCCACUCUCAAACCAUCUCUCUCCAUUUCUGCCAUAACUGUUACCUCUCUCUCUCUCUCUCUCUCUCUCUCUCUCUCUCUUGUUUAUAACUGAUCAGACGUGCAAGAAACAAUGCUACAAUAAGCAGGCAUUACUCCUUCAAGAAGUAAAGGAGCCAAAACCAAAAGAACCGAAACAGGAAUCAAGAACACGCACUGCACACAGUGGGUAUGACAGUUUCAGUUGCUGUCUUGCUUGCAACUACGGCUCUUUAGUCUUUCCUCCUCUCUCUCUCUCUCUCCUCUUUCAUGUACUUCAGGAAAGAGAUAAUAAAAAGACUGAAUCUUGACUGAACAAGAUUGAGAAAUGUGCAGUAUCCCGUUUGUGGGGAACCCCGAGGCUAAGUUCUUGGCAGAUUUUUGCAAUAAAGGGACGCGUUUCAGGCUGUUUAAGCCCUCGCUGGGGAUUUUUGGAUUGAUGGUUUGUGUGAUUUUUGGCUCCCUUUUGUGUUCACAGCAUGAGAGGUUUCCGGGGAUGAAAACUGAUGAUGGCGGGGGCGGGUUUGAUAGCAGGAAAAAGAUUGAUUUUUGGAGUGGUGGGUGUGACGUGUUUGAUGGUGAUUGGGUGUGGGAUGAUACAUAUCCUCUGUACCAAUCGAGGGAUUGCAGGUUCUUGGAUGAUGGGUUCAGGUGUUCUGAGAAUGGGAGACCAGAUAUUCACUACACUAAGUGGAGGUGGCAACCCAGAGAUUGCAACUUGCCCAGAUUCGAUGCCAAGUUUAUGUUAGAUAAACUGCGUAACAGACGUGUAGUGUUUGUGGGAGACUCAAUUGGAAGAAACCAGUGGGAAUCGCUUCUCUGCAUGCUGUCUUCUGCAAUUGCCGACAAGGACUCAAUAUAUGAGGUGAAUGGCAACCCCAUCACCAAGCACAAAGGUUUCUUGGUCUUUAAGUUUAUAGAUUAUAAUUGCACCGUGGAGUACUACCGUGUUCCGUUUCUCGUGGUGCAAGGCCGGCCUCCUGCUGGAGUUCCAUUAAAGGUUCAAACUACGUUAAAACUAGAUAGAAUAGAUUGGAGUUCAUCACAAUGGAGAGAUGCUGAUGUGCUUAUAUUCAAUACCGGACAUUGGUGGAAUUAUGAGAAGACAAUAAGGGGAGGCUGUUACUUCCAAGAAGGUUCAGAGGUGAAGAUGGACAUGAGAGUUGACACUGCAUACCGGAAGUCCCUUGAAACGGUUAUAAGUUGGGUACAUCGCGAAGUGAAUACUACCAAGACACAGGUCUUCUUUCGGACAUUUGCUCCUGUGCACUUCAGCGGUGGAGAUUGGAGAUCAGGGGGAACAUGUCACUCGGAGACCUAUCCUGAGCCAAAUUCGUCUUCGGAACCAUCCCACACAUUGACAAAGUACACCAUAUUUGCCCAAGUAGUUUCAGCUCACACCAACACAUCCAAUUUCAGUGCUCUACAUGUACUAAAUAUAACUCACAUGUCAUCAAGAAGAAAAGACGGGCACUCUUCUUUGUACUACUUGGGCCCAAAGACAGGCCCUGCACCUAUCCACAGGCAGGACUGCAGCCACUGGUGUUUGCCUGGAGUGCCCGAUACGUGGAAUGAGUUGCUCUACGCCCUCUUUCUCAAGAAUGAAGCAACUAGAACCUCAAAUUCAUCGGUCUUUCAUGAAAAGGUAUGAUGGUUUGCUCGACGUUGUACAUAUAUAACCCACACAGUGCAAGAAGACACCAUUUUUGAAUUGAUGCAUGAAGUUUGAGUUCAUUGAGCAAGGCCAAGAUCAUUUCCCAGUUCUUUUGAGUUUUUGUCGAGGAUUUUGACCUUCGGGUAUAUAGUAGAACUGCAGAUGGCUGCAUUUUUCGAUUGAUUUCAGACAGAGUCUUGAGUUUAGAGGUGCAUUAGCAACAAGUUCAUUCAAGAAGACACAUCAAAAACAAAUACAUAUUAUACAUUCCUUUUCCUUUUGCUUCCUUUGAGCAGUGCUAGAGAAGUUGCAGAUAAUUUGUAUAAACCAGUACAUUCUGCUGUACUAAUUUGAAGAACUCUACAAAUGUAAUGCAAGAGGAGAAAGCAUGCAUACUUGAUGUGAACUUUUACUAUGUGCAGCUACCUCUGUUGUCUGAGGGUUGUGGGAUGGGAUUCUUGCAACAUCCCUCAUUAACAUUUAUGCCUCCCCUCCUCGGACA
This is a messenger RNA of Sesamum indicum (sesame), 2184 nucleotides long. Its product is annotated as protein trichome birefringence-like 10. Gene Ontology annotation, molecular function: O-acetyltransferase activity. The record is from RefSeq and is a predicted model, not a curated record. Gene Ontology annotation, cellular component: Golgi apparatus. Lineage: Eukaryota; Viridiplantae; Streptophyta; Magnoliopsida; Lamiales; Pedaliaceae.